GGCACUGUAUCAGGAUGUGAAGACGACUAUCUACAGUUUGGACGAGAUAUACUAUUCGUCACUUCUCACAGAAGUAUAAAAUAUUGCGGUGAUAUUGAGCCCCCAGUGCCAACCAGUUCCCAAGGGUUGACUGGAUUCGAUUUUCCAUAUACACCUUUAGUUCGACGAAUCUAUACCGAGGAGCUGGACAAGGAUAUGGAUGUAUGGUUGAGGAUUUCUACGGCAGAAUCCUGGUCGAAAUCUUUAACUCUAGUGGUGACCCCGUUUAAGAAGUUCUGUGGUUCCCAGGAUCUACAGUAUAGACAGUGUAGAUAUUCAACUAAAUGCGUUCGACGAGAACUUUUCUGCGACGGACGGGUCAACUGCGCCUGGCCAUACGCUGAACCUGCAGAUGAGGUUUACUGUAAGGAUAUCUCUUCCAGAAACAAUUCUGUUUGGAGAAGUUCCAAUAUUCCUGUAAUAAUUAUCGUUAGUAUUGUGAUACUAGGUGCUAUAUCUCUCCUCUGCCUUGGUCUCGCCAAGCUUACCUCCAAAGUGAAAAAAUUUAAUGAUUAUUACUCUUCCGAGCAGCAGGGCUGUCUAUCAGAACCAGAUACAAACAUUAGAAGAGUUUCUCAGGAGUUUAAUCCAUCCUGUCCUCCUCCUCCUCCACUUCCUCUUCCUGCUCAUCCUAUUCUUAGACCAGAACAUCGUCUUCCUUCACCUUCAGCUCCCUGUCUUCCCUCCCUCCAUCCUCUCUAUCCUCCUCCUCCUCUUCAUCCUGGUGGAUCUCUACAUCCUGUAUACCAGCAUCCUCCUCCUCCCUAUAGUCCCCCCAGGGGUACGGAGGAACCUCCCAGUUACUCCGCUAUAGCAUAUCAGCACCAGUGAACUAAACCCAUUAUCUGGGUUCUUUAUUAUGCUUUUAAAUUGCUUUUGCCUUCCUGGUAGAAGUUUAACCAAAGACAAUAAAUUCCGAAAUCUAGAAA
Messenger RNA from Eurytemora carolleeae, 968 nucleotides. RefSeq lists its product as uncharacterized. Lineage: Eukaryota; Metazoa; Arthropoda; Copepoda; Calanoida; Temoridae. The record is from RefSeq and is a predicted model, not a curated record. The transcript has 5 exons. Bases 196 to 870 code for a protein of 224 amino acids.